Messenger RNA from Recurvomyces mirabilis, 2604 nucleotides. RefSeq lists its product as uncharacterized. The transcript has 4 exons. Bases 1 to 2604 code for a protein of 867 amino acids. NCBI's taxonomy places the organism in Eukaryota, Fungi, Ascomycota, Dothideomycetes, Mycosphaerellales, Teratosphaeriaceae. The record is from RefSeq and is a predicted model, not a curated record.
AUGAAGCGAUACAUCGUGACCAUCGUGUCCGGCGCCACGUCUGGCGAGCGACCGACUCUGUUGGUGCCAUUCGAGCCGUCCGCUAUCGUGACAGCGUUUGUUGACGAGCUUUUCACACGCGUGGCCCGUCGCGGUCUUCCUCUCGCUCCCAACACACAUCUCGCCACCCUGCACAUUGACUCGGAGAGUGGCGCUCUGAUUGAUGUUGAGGAUGUUCUUGGCGAUGUCGUGACUGCCGAGAGCGAGAAAAUUUUCGCACCCACCAAGCUCGCCCCAAAAACCAACACCGACACUCUCAACGUGCGGGUGAUCACAGUAGCGCUUGCACAGAGCAAAGAGGCUGCCCCUAUCUUGAGCGUGCCAGUCUCUGCCACUAUCAAGCAGCUGCACGAGCUCAUCGCAGAGCAUCUCCAAGUCCGUGGCGACUACACCAACGAAGAUGACGGCAACGAAUGCAACUGUAACCUUUCUCGUCAACUCGCCGACACCGCCUGCGGACCGUCGAGCUUCCUGGUUAUUCAUGGCAAGAGCGCAGUCGAACGUCUCGAUUUGGCCACUGCGUCCGAAGAUGCGCUCAAGGCCACCCUUCGGCAGCGCUUCGGGCAAUACUACGAAUCGGCCAAGAAAGCUCACUUUUUCGGGGCUGAGAUGCACGCUGAGAACAUUACCGCUUACACAAAGCCUCCAGUGGUUGCGAUCUGCAGCAAGCUUCGACACACACCUGCUCAUGCUCGAGUGCUCGAGGACGGUGAGCAAACCUCCCAAUCUCGAUCGCACGUCAUGGAUCUCCAUACCUACGAGGCUCCUAUACAUUCUGGUUGCAUGCACGUCACAAUUGAGGAGUCAGGCCUUGCUGCUCUGGUAAUUGAUGGCGCCAUCGAUAUCUUCCCAAUUAUGAGAAGUACCACAGAAAAGAUGAACUUGCCUCCACGUGGCAGGGAUAGUAUCUAUCGUGCUCAGCCACAUUGGGAGCCACCAACGGUGCAGGGUGAUCGUGCCAUGGCUAUGUUCCUGUCCUCCUUGAGAGUCUUUACAUCGAUGGUCGAGGAGCAUGAGCCAGCCCAGAAGGAUGCGACACUUCAUACCUUCCAUCUACUCACACAGCAUCCGCCAGCUGUCCGCGCUCUUCACGUGCUGAUUCAUGGCAAGACGCCAACUCUGGCAGAGUGCGCUGCUCUCUCCCACGGCUUCUAUGAAGUCCUGGACCGCAUCAUCCCGACUGCUCUGAUUGAAGUUGAGCAGGGCACCCCUUAUCUGACCGCUUUGCACGAGCUUGAUUUGAGCGACCGCAGGACGGGUGAGGCAGUCAUGCACGUUUUACAGGCUGGCCCCAGCAUUGUGGAGAGGGCGCUAUCCGAUGGGCUUGCGUCUGGAGGCGUCCUGGGGGAAAUCGGUCCUCAGCACUUACGUACCGAGGUUGCUGAAGCCAAUUCAGACAUUCGCCGAGUUGCAGUGCUGACCGCUGGCUCCACUGCACAACUUCUGACGUUCUCACGGGCUGUGCUUACCGACAAGAUUUCCUACCCAGAUAAUGGCGAUGUCGACGCGGCAUGGGACCCUGCAGAGCUCUCAGAAAUGCAGCAUCUGGCUGAGAUGUGUAGCCGCAACGACAUGAAGCUGGCCGUCCACAAGCCAAGUCAGCUUGCCGGCGCCGUGGCUCCCUGCUUGACCUUUGAUCGCAAGGCAGACUUGGCUGUAUACACCGGUCAAGAGGCUUGUUCUGCCGAUCCAUCAAAAGCUAGUCUCAUAUUCCGCCCGCUAUCCGGUAUCGCGCGUAUAGAUACCGCCGUCAUUGAGCAGCUCAUAAGCACAAUACUCAAGCAGCAUGAAGCUGAUGGGACUGCUAUCUUCGAUGCUCUUGGCGGCGCUGCUGUGCGUCGGUUGCAAACUCCAGACGAGCUUCUCAUGUUCGUCGUCGACACAAGUGCGAGUAUGCGGGACGCUACCGACUUCAAUGAAGUCAACGACGAUGACAUCCUUAUGAGCCAGCCUUUGACCGCUACGGAAUUGACUGAGCCACGAUACUACAACAAGGCGACCUUCGAAGAGAUGAAAGAGCUUCUUUGCAAACACGAGAGCUUUCCAGAUAUGGCUGCCAUUGUUGCCGAAGUCGACCCAUAUGAGUACGAUCAAGAAGUCAGCAGGACUACGGCGAGUGAGAUCAUCAAUCUUCUCCGUGCGACCUUGGGCCAUGAAAUCGUGCGGAAGCAUAAGGACUACGAGAAAAAUCAGGAGCGUGCGCGUAUCAUUCGGUACUACAGGCACUCAAUGCAGGAAGCAGAGAAGAAGCUCGCAGCUCUCAAAAUAUUCUAUGCUGGAUUGCAGACGCACGAGGAAGCUAUAACAGAAUUCCUGCUCUUCCGCGCUGAGACGCUCGAAAGUAACUCGCCAUCGCAGCGAUGGACUUGGUCGCUAGGAGAUACGAUCCCCGCGAACCAGCACAAUCGGAUCCUGCCACUACCUGCCGCGAUCACAGAUCUUCCCCAUGACGUUAUGUGCCCAAUCUCGCACACGUUGAUGGAGGAUGCAGUCACCGUGUUGGCCGAUGGCCAUACCUACUCUCGCAACGCAUUGGAGAUUGGAGACGUGGUUCGAAAUCUCUGA